UCAUGGCAGUUAAAUGGUGCUACUCGGUGCGGUUUGCCACUUAGUCGUUCGCGAAAUUCGAACUACUUUGCAGGUGAUCUCGGGAAAAUGCGACUAAUCGAUUUUGGUGGUGUCUGUCUUUGGACAGUUCUGCUGCUCAGCGCAGGUUUGCACACUGUGUUCGCCCAGUUGACGAAUGUCUGCCAGAAUCAGGAGGAUGGCACGAGACUUCCGUUGGCCACCCACUGUUCCCGAUUUGUGCUCUGCCUGAAGGGAGAGGUUUCCAUUAUCGGCAGCUGCCCUCGGGGACUCCACUUCAAUCGGGAGCUGAGGGAGUGCGACUUCCAGUGGCGAGCCAAUUGCUUGGGACUCUCGGCUUUUGCCGGAGUGGAUGAUCAGUGCACCUGCGAUUGCUGUGCCGAGGAGUGCCAAGAUCCCAUCGACGAUGUCGAUGAACCCACCACGGCCGUCACCGAGGACUGCGAUCCGGAUACGCCCACUUCAGUCACGAAUCCCUCGGAUUCCACGGAGCCGACGGAUGCAACAACAUAUGACGAUAGCAACAACUCCUCCAAUACCACGCCUUCGAGUCCAGGUGUGGUGCCCACGUAUUGCAAGAGUUCUCGCACGGAUUGCGUAAAUCAGGAAACUGGCACCUACAUAGAUAUGCCCGGAAUCUGCGUGAGGUUUAUCCAAUGCAACAGUGGUUGUGCCGAGGAACUCCAGUGUCCUUCCGGCUUGUACUUCAACAAGAAGAUAGACGAUUGCGACUACUGGUGGAACGUGGACUGCACUCCCACCGCCGAUGGUUCCACUGAGAUCGAGGGCCCAUCGGGAACCAGCUGCUCUAGUCAGGGCAGGUGCGCUGGUCAGAGGGAUGGCCACAUGAUCGAGGACCCCGAUACGAAUGGAUACUUCGUCUGCCAAUGCCAGUGCCCCAUUGCGAUGCCCUGUUCCGAGGGUCUGAAGUUCAACGAGACUGCCCAAGUGUGUGAUUGGAUUAAGGACACUAGUACCGCAAUUGGUUCCUCGACGGUUGAAUGUUACGGUGACCUCGUCUACAAUGCCACCUCGGAUCAGUGCGACUAUCCGGAGAACUAUGUGCCCAAGGUGGACUGCAAUACCACCAGCACCGUGUGCCAAAAUCAGCAGGAGGGCGAACUCUUUCCGGUGGAAGGCAAGUGCAACAUGUUCUACAAGUGUAACUUCAACUGUGCCGUGGAGCAGUAUUGCCCGAACAACUUGGUCUACAACCCCAAUACCGAAGAAUGCGAAUAUCCACAGGACUACGAUUGCCCGUGGGAGUAUACCCCGCCCUCUGGUCCCAACGCAGGACCUUCGGGAAUCGCCUGCGAGAGUAAUGGCCGUUGCUUGGGAGCACACGAGGGCACCUACUUCAAUUCCACCACAAAUUGUGGCCAGUACGUCGUCUGCCAGUGUGAGUGUGAGGUCGAGAUGGAGUGCCCCGAUGGCUUAUACUGGGAUCAAAAAUUGUUAACCUGCAAUUAUAAAGACCUAGUGGCAUGCACUCUUUAAGUGACCGAUUGCCGAAUAAAGAAAUUGAUUAUCAAAGCAACUAGGA
Messenger RNA from Drosophila yakuba, 1561 nucleotides. Its product is annotated as chondroitin proteoglycan 2. The transcript is spliced from 2 exons. The record is from RefSeq and is a predicted model, not a curated record. Gene Ontology annotation, cellular component: extracellular region. Bases 88 to 1515 code for a protein of 475 amino acids. Lineage: Eukaryota; Metazoa; Arthropoda; Insecta; Diptera; Drosophilidae. Gene Ontology annotation, molecular function: chitin binding.